CAUGAAUGAUCUCAAGCACAUAUAUUCCUCGCUGGCGGAAAUUCUGAAAGGGUAUAACAUGAGAAAAAUAGAAAACAGAAGCCAUGGAAGCUGAACAUACAAAGCUUGGGAGCUCUCUCCCGGUGCCUUGUGUGCAGGAGCUGGCAAAGAAGCCACUGACAAAAGUUCCACCGCGUUAUUUGCGUCCUGAUGAAGACUCUCCAAUCAUAUCUAAUGCUGCUUCUCUACCCCAAGUUCCUGUGAUUGACAUGCAAAAGUUAUUUUCCCAAGAUUUCAUCGAUUCAGAGCUGGAUGAGCUCCAUCUCGCAUGCAAAAACUGGGGUUUCUUCCAGCUGAUAAAUCAUGGAGUGAGCAGUUCAUUAGUGGAAAAAGUGAAGGUGGAAAUUCAAGAAUUCUUCGAUCUCCCAAUGGAAGAGAAGAAUAAGUAUUGGCAAAAACCAGGAGAUAUGGAAGGAUUUGGACAGGCUUUCGUUGUGUCAGAGGAGCAGAAGCUUGACUGGGGAGACAUCUUCUACAUGAUCACCCUGCCACAUAAUCUGAGAAAGCCUUACCUAUUCCCCAAGCUCCCUCUCCCAUUCAGGGACACCUUGGAAACUUACUCAGAAGAAAUGAAAAAUCUUGUCAUGAAAAUCUUCAAUCUCAUGGGAAAAGCUCUAGGAAUGGAAGCUGAAGAAAUGGGAAAAAUAUUUGAGGAAGGGUGCCAGAAAAUGAGAAUGAACUACUAUCCUCCAUGCCCACAACCUGAGCUGGUCAUGGGCCUCAAUUCCCACACUGAUGCAACAGGCCUCACAAUCCUCCUUGGAGUCAACGAGGUAGAAGGUUUGCAAAUAAAGAAAGAUGGGAGAUGGGUUCCUGUUAAGCCACUGCCAGAUGCCUUUAUCAUCAAUAUUGGUGACAUUUUGGAGAUUGUUACCAAUGGAAUUUACAAAAGCACUGAGCAUAGAGCAACAGUGAACUCGGUGAAAGAGAGGAUCUCCAUUGCCACUUUUUAUAGCCCGAAUUUGGGUGGAGAAAUGGGUCCAGCACCGAGCCUUGUAUCCCCAGAGAGGCCUGCCUCAUUUAGAAAAAUCGGUGUUGCUGAUUUCUUCAAGGGAUUCUUUUCACGAGAAUUGGUUGGAAAAUCAUACCUGGAUGUCGUCAGGAUCCAGAAUGAAGCAGCCAAAAACGACUGAUUGGUAACACCAUUUACCAGUUUAUGUUUUAAAAUUUCAGAAGAAACAACAAAUUAUGUAAUAAGUGGAGUUUCUCAUUCCACUCUGAUGUGGUGAGUCAAAAAAAGAAAAUAAAUUAAUAAAAAGGUUAUCUUAUGCAGCAA
This is a messenger RNA of Hevea brasiliensis (rubber tree), 1315 nucleotides long. Its product is annotated as oxoglutarate-dependent flavonoid 7-O-demethylase 1. Bases 84 to 1172 code for a protein of 362 amino acids. Lineage: Eukaryota; Viridiplantae; Streptophyta; Magnoliopsida; Malpighiales; Euphorbiaceae. The transcript is spliced from 4 exons. The record is from RefSeq and is a predicted model, not a curated record.